UCGCUCCACUCCACCGCAUAUAUUACACAGUUCAUAUCUUCUAUUAUCCAUACAUCUGGCAGAAGAAAUUCCACAAUUCGCUAAUUCCACUUUAAGAAAUUCCCCAUUGAAACAUUUUAUCAAGCAAACUAAUCAUCACAAAAUUAUUUUAUUAACUAAAAUGAGCUACGAAUCGUCCUACAAAAAUUAUUACAUUCGUCCCCCUGGAGUGGACGAGCUCGACAAAAUUAAAGACUUCCUAGCUCACCAUUUUUACUUCGACGAACCAAUCGGCCAACACCUCUGCAAAAUUGGAAAGCUCAAAAGUGUCCAAACGACGGAUUGGUCAACCACCGAAAAAUUAAAAAAGAACUUGGACAUUUGUCUGAUUGCGAUAGAAUUUAAUUCUCGUGAAAUUGCUGGUGCUCUCCUAAAUUAUCGAUGGACUAAGAAAGAAGCUGACGAAGAGAUGGCAGAAAUAAGGAAGGAAGAAGAAAGGAAAAAUAUGAGUGAAUACGUGGAUAAUGGAAUUCGGUAUAAAAGAUUGGCGUCAAAACCUGCCUUAAUUUAUUAUCGAAUUCAAAAUGCUUUGUUUAAACCGAUGGACGAAACGAAGUUCGCUAUGUUUGGGACGCAGUCUGUUGAAGAGGUCGUGUGGAAUUAUGCAUUGGCAACAUCCAGUCAACAUCGAAAUAUCGGGUUAGCGCAAGAAUUGAUGAUAAGGUCGGUCCAAUUAAUGAGGAAGAAAUACCUGGAUCUGGCAAUGGGUUACUUUACAAACCCUACAUCGCAGAGGAUUGCUGAUAAGGUGGGAUAUUGCGAAAUGGCACGGUCAUAUUUUAAAGACGCUGUAGAUGAGGAUGUUGAUGGUUCCAAAUUUUUUGCGGAGGAGAAUGGAAAGGAGAAAUAUGUUUCGUUAAUGAUUCUCAAGCUUUAGCACAGGUUUAGUAGGAUUCAAAACAUUAGCAAAAAUUACCAUUAUUUUCUGGUAUGUACUAUUAAUUUCAUAUUUGGAGUCAAGUUUUUGGAUUUUGUGGAAUUACAUAAUAAUUACGAAAUACACAAUAAAUAAGAUAAAAAAGUCUAA
Molecule: messenger RNA, 1066 nt
Organism: Folsomia candida
Lineage: Eukaryota; Metazoa; Arthropoda; Collembola; Entomobryomorpha; Isotomidae
Exons: 2
Coding region: 161-916 (251 amino acids)
Molecular function (GO): N-acetyltransferase activity
Source: RefSeq, a predicted model, not a curated record